GUUCGGGCGGCUCCUCCCAGCACACCGCCGGGCGAGCCGGCUUAUUUCGCCGGGGAGCAACAACGCCCAGUCGGUCAGCCUUUUCGAUCCGCGCCGCGCGAGCGCGCCCUGUUUGAGCCCCGCUAUCCCUUUGUGGGCUCGAGUUCGUGAGCCACAGCGUGGACGGCAGCGCUGACAGCUCUCAUUCGUGACUCGGUAGUGCUCUUCGAGAGUCCCCGCGUCGCGCGCUCUCCGGUGAGGUGCGCUUGGCGCGCAGAACGAAACGGAAUGUCAGUGCGCGCCCUUGUAAAUCCUGAUUUCCGGCAGUACGAGCGAAAAGCUUGAGUCUCAGUUUCUCGUGUAAACCACUUCUAAAUGGUGUAUCAUAUUCUCUCACCUUGACAACUCCGUUCCCAAUAUGCAUUCAAUAAUGUAGUGCCCCGCCGAACCAUUUUUAAGCUGAGAUGUAACUCCUAGGACGGCGCACGUCGAAUGGACAUUUCGUACGUUGUGUUCAACAUAAAUGCGAUUCACUCGCUUUUGGUACAACGACAAUGAGACAACCGUGAUGGCUCUUCAGUGGGACAACUUCGAAACGGCCUGAGGAUAACUUCACAACAAGAACACUCUUUGGAGAAUCAUCGGCAUCUUCGGGAAUGCUUCAUCACAGGUACGAAUCAUCUGCAGAACUACUCGUUCCUGCUGGCGUAGAAGAAAGGAGGAGGUGACCGGUGUUCUCACCACGGGAGCUCAUGUCCGUACAAGUUCUCCAAGAUGACCCGAUGGACGCCACGGCGGUGGCGAAUCGAGCGGCACAGAGGCAGCGGCUUUGUCUUCCGAGCGAUCAGGGUUUUGUCACUCUUAGUCGCUCUGCUCACGGUUGUUUUCUGGACACACGCUUUUUACCGAUUUUCCGGUAUUACCGAUCAAAAUGGAGAAGCUGACGCUAUAUUUACGCCAGCUACUAAGACGCAUUCCACAAUCGCUGCCGCUGAGGUACGCACGGUAUCAGACACCGCUCCCAGCAGGGGAAUACCUCGCGGUGAAGUUAUGCCAUCGCCAGCAUCAAGGCCCCACCUGCGCGAGACUUUCAAGGAGCAACCGAUGAGUGCUGGCGACUGGGUGUCCACCGACGCCUACCCCAGGACGAAACUGAAGCUCUUCUUGUACUCUGCGUACUUAGACAACCGCCUCGCCGUACCCGUGGUUCGGGUCAUAGGCGCAUACGCCAGCGUGAACGGUGCUCAAGUUUCUUGUAGACUCGAGUAUGCCAACGGUGAAGGAAAUGUGGUCGCUGCCGCGCAGAAGACCAUCAAUGAGAACUGGAAGCUCAAGUACGGUGCGGUCUUUUUCUCGUGCCCUUAUUCCGACGACGAAGACAAUCCGCCGCCGGUUCGCGUGCGACUGAAGGAGACCUACGAACUCCAGUGGAGCCCUUCAAUACCAAUAUGGCCUCUGGAAACAAGGCCAGGCGAAGCGACCGGACGUUUCGCGGUCUGCGUGAAGCCCCUGCACUACAAGUACGACAGAGUGUCGUGGCUGGCCGAGUUUGUAGAGUUCCAUAGAAUUGUUGGCGUAGAUCGUUUCUUCUUCUACAAUCACAGUAUAGGAACGAAUGUUGAGAGACUGCUACGUGUGUACAUAGGAAAAGGUGUCGUCACGAGCCUUCCGUGGAACCUGGACAUCAAAUCACAAAAGGAAAUCCGCACUGAAGGCCUGUUCGCAGCUCUCAACGACUGCGUGUACCGCAGCAUAAACCAUUUCGACUACGUCCUUGUGCUCGACUUGGACGAGUUUGCCGUUCCUCGGAAGGACGACAGCCUCCCCGCAAUGGUGACCAGACUGAAGCGCUCUGCGCCGCGCACCAUGAGUUACGUACUCCUCAACAGCUUCUUUUACCUCUACUGGGAAAACGACACUGCCGCCUACGGAGCUCUGCCAGAGACAACCCCUCUGGAGAUACCCUAUCUGCUUACACAGUUCAAGACUCGCCGGUCGAGAAAAGUGUUCCGAGUGGGCUCGCGCUCCAAGUACAUCGUGCGUCCGGUGGCGGCUGUAGAAGUGGGGAACCACGUCGUCUGGAGAUACCUUGGAGGUCGUCACCAGGCAACUCAACGGGUGUCACCAGAAGACGCCCUGCUGCACCACUACCGUAUCUGCGAGUUCGGCGGCUUCGACUGCGUCAAGCAACCCUCCAUAGUGGACCGUUCGGCCUUGCGCUUCAACACCUCACUGCUCGAGCGUGUAAACAGUGUGUGCGCGCAGGCUUUCCCGGAUGUUAGACGCUGCCCCAAAGCUCCAGGUCUAGGAAGCCCUUGGUGACCCGUACAGCAGUGAAAAGAUCCCUAUUGUCGAGAAAUGGUAGCGUUCUAGCGCAAAGUGUUUUUGUAUAUACGUAUAGUUUCAAGCUAUAGAAGGAGGCGACGUUCGUGAGGUGUACUAUUAAGAGAAGUGUAGAUUGCUGAUCCAGUAAAUAGAUAUAUUGGCACCUGUGCAAAGUCUGUCUCUUCAGAAGUGACAAAACAACGGGAAAGAAAGUUCGUGCGAAUCAAAUAUACCGAAUUUGCAUGUUUGCCUAGAUGAUCAUGUAAUAGACUGUGAGUAAUAUUGCAGUAAGGGUGGUACUAACGCUUUAUUCACAAACUCAUAAAUAACAUGCCUCGUACGUUUGCAAGCUGUCCUUAUGUUGGUGGAAGAAAUUCCUAAGCUUUGAGUCGUAGACGUUCAUAUUAUUAUCCUGGACGUAUUAAUGCUAGAGAUCACAAGCGAAAAGCCACAUUUGGAAUUUGGGGCCAUCUUUCGAAGACGCGAACUGCGCCGAAUUACU
Messenger RNA from Rhipicephalus sanguineus (brown dog tick), 2806 nucleotides. RefSeq lists its product as uncharacterized. The record is from RefSeq and is a predicted model, not a curated record. The coding region runs from base 754 to 2301 and encodes 515 amino acids. The transcript is spliced from 4 exons. NCBI's taxonomy places the organism in Eukaryota, Metazoa, Arthropoda, Arachnida, Ixodida, Ixodidae.